Messenger RNA from Cydia pomonella (codling moth), 932 nucleotides. Its product is annotated as endocuticle structural glycoprotein SgAbd-5-like. The transcript has 4 exons. Gene Ontology annotation, molecular function: structural constituent of chitin-based larval cuticle. NCBI's taxonomy places the organism in Eukaryota, Metazoa, Arthropoda, Insecta, Lepidoptera, Tortricidae. The coding region runs from base 484 to 852 and encodes 122 amino acids. The record is from RefSeq and is a predicted model, not a curated record. Gene Ontology annotation, cellular component: chitin-based extracellular matrix.
UUGCUACUGCCAAGUAUUUAGGUGCAAACUUAGCGUGGUCGUCAGCAACUUAUGAUACUCCCAACUAGUACUCAUGGACCGUACCAUUUUUCAAAUUGGGAAUAAGUAUAAAGUGGCGUCCUAAUGUUUUUUGCAAAUUACAAGAUGUCAGUGUCAGAUCGGAGUUCUUUACUAGUUUAAAAUAUAUGAAUUCUGCUUAUCGAAGAAAUACAGGUGUUUGUAACUACUCCACUGUAAAACUUAGAUAUCUAGACGGUGGGGAAAAAACUAAGACGGCUAAAGGAUGGACCUUGCAGAUUGCAGAGUCGUGAUUGAUUUUUAUACAGUAAAUGCCAUAUAAAAACACGUAGCAGGUAAUAAUACCGUGGAACAAGGCCAGCAGAUAUAAAUAUUGAUUCAUGUAUGGAUACACAGUCAUAGGCGUGAAAACAAAGUCAUCAGAUGACUAGAGUACACCAACUCGUUGUCUUAAGCUUGUAAAAUAUGAUUUUGAAAAUCUUGUUACUAUUCUUCAUAUAUAUCCCAUUGUUUCUUGCGGCUCCAACAUCGAAGGAUGAUACAGAAGCAAAAAUUAUAAGAUACAGAAAUACAAACGAUGGCAGCGGGAACUAUCAUUUCGAAUACGAGACAUCUAACGGCAUAACCAGAGAAGAAACCGGCACGUUAAUAAAUGGCGGGCAUCAUGACACUUAUAUUGUCGUAGACGGUUUAGUGUCCUAUUUAGACCCAAACGGCAAAUUAAUAAUUGUGAGGUACUCAGCUGACAAAAAGGGCUACCAUAUAGUAGAUGAACCGUUGCUGGUAACUAAGGAAGAGGUGUCUCCACUCAUCGUGGCGUCCUUAUUAGGCUAAUAUGUGUAUAGGUCCCUACAUUAAUAUAAAUAAUAUACACACUAUCCCCUUUUAUUCAUACAAUUUAACUAAUCUAUAUU